ACACGAGACGCUAGAGACAUCGAGCAUUCGAGAUUGAGAUUAGUCUGUGACACAGAAAAGGAUCAAAAGAUCUUUUGAGUGAGACCGAGACUUCCAUCCAUCCAGCGACUGAUAUCCAUCCUUCCCUUGUUGGGCGAAAAGUUAAAACAUGAAAACUGUAAAUUAAAAAAAAAAUGCUAAUCACAGCACAUCCACCACUUAGCAACUGAUGCCCCCCUCGAUUUCUCAGAAAAAAAUAAGGGAAAAAGUUGUCAGUUUUGCAGAUCGACUUCGUCUGCGGUGGCGAUCCUUGCUUCCUUAAGUGGUAAAGAGUGCAGUAUCUGGAGAUCUAGAAGAUGUUGGUAUCUGCAAUUUUUGAGAAGAAAGAAUAAACAGAAGUUUCAACAUUCUGUGCUCUCUCUGCUCAUCUAAUUCAACACUUAAUUUAAAGUUGUCCAAUAAUCAUGGAUUUCUUAAAAGCUUAGAUUCAUUUACAUUUUUGGUUUAAGUAUUUUUGUUGCCCAUGAGUUCUAUAUUGGAAAACUGGUACUUGGCAUUUGUUUUUUAGAAGUUCAAAGUGGGCGACUUGGCCUUACAUUAACUUGAUUGGGUGAGAUUGCAGAAGAAAAAUGAUACAAUGAUUAAGGUAGUGCAAACUGCAGAGUGUAUUGUUUGAAUCCUAGAGAGCCUUAUCUGAUGUAAUGGGCUCUAAUGAAGAUCAUAUACAGAUGACCAAUGGUGGAGUCAAUAAUGACAGCUUAUCCUCAAAUGGAGAGAAGGAAAAUUUAGGUACACAAUCCACAUUGCGUCAAAGUACAGAUAAAGAUGCAAGUUUGGCAACUUGUCGAGUGUGCCAAUGUGUUGAAUCUGACAGAAUGGGAGAUGCUGCAUUGGGAUUCUUGGACAUAACACCUCCGUUGCGGGAAGUCUCACAACUCAAUGUGGAUUCAAAUUCUAAUAACAAAAGAGACCUAAAAUGUGCUGAAAGUGAAAUCAAUAAGAAUUGUGGAAGGAAGUCUGGGUUUAUUGAGUUUGUUAGCCCAGAUGGGGAGGUAUUCAUUUGUGAUACUGAUCUAGAAGCAGGUUCAUAUUACCAUCAAGACGCCCUUAUCGAGCUUGGAUGUUCUUGCAAAAAUGAUCUUGCUCUUGCACAUUAUGCUUGUGCAUUGAAGUGGUUCAUUAAUCAUGGGUCUACUGUUUGUGAAAUUUGUGGAAGCACAGCAAAAAGUAUCAGACCCACUGACUUCAAAAAGGUUGUGGCUUCUCUAAAGGAGUAUGAAACAUUAAGAGAAAGGACAGCAACUGGGGUACCUACUACUUCCCAUAUUCAGACAGAUGCAGGGGUAGAUCCUGAUGCUGUUGCUGCCAUUCGAAGACAAAGGCUUAGUGAAAUUUCUUUGUGGUUUAAUCCACAUAAUAACAACCACCCAACAGUUCCACAAGGUGCCCCUGAACAAGUUUCUAAUUUCCCAACCGAAGAUGUUGUUCCCAAUGAAAAUCCUGCAACAAAAUGGGCUGUAGAAGGUACAGGGAUUCUAGUUGCUACAGGGCUUCUUACUGUCACUCUAGCAUGGCUUAUUGCUCCUCGUGUUGGAAAGAAGACUGCAAAAAGUGGUCUUCACAUUCUGCUUGGGGGUAUAUGUGCUUUGACAGUUGUGAUCUUCCUCCGCUUUAUUAUUCUAUCUAGAAUCAAGUAUGGACCUGCACGAUACUGGGCAAUUUUGUUUGUUUUCUGGUUUCUUGUUUUUGGAAUAUGGGCUUCCCGAACACAUGGUACACAUUCUACAUGAUUGUGUUCAUAUAAUAGUCGUCAUCAUCGUCUAAGCCUUGUCCCAACUAUUUAUGGGGUCUGUUACAUGAAUCUGUUUUGCCAUUCUGUUCGGUUUAGGGCCAUAUCCAUAUAAAAGUUGAUGCAGAAAAUCAGUGUUUUUUAAUUUUGUUUGUUUUAUUUUUAUUUUAAACUGGAUACUUAUUUUUCCUUUUUUCUUUCAUUUUUUUUUUUGCAAAAACUUGUGGCCUAAUCAUUUAUGUAUUAGUUUUCUGGAAUGUUUGCUUGGGGGAUUCAGGAUUGUUGGGCUUGCUUAUUACUGUCAAUACCUUCACAUCUAGCCA
Messenger RNA from Nelumbo nucifera (sacred lotus), 2091 nucleotides. Its product is annotated as RING/FYVE/PHD zinc finger superfamily protein. Gene Ontology annotation, molecular function: zinc ion binding. The record is from RefSeq and is a predicted model, not a curated record. NCBI's taxonomy places the organism in Eukaryota, Viridiplantae, Streptophyta, Magnoliopsida, Proteales, Nelumbonaceae.